AAAGAAUAGCCCUCCCUCUAGGUAUUGUUUUCUGGCUACUAGCGCUGGCAUGUCUGGUGUCUGGUGUUGCCAAUUAUGUCAAGACUGUCACGAGAUACAGCAAGCGCAUGGCUCUAGUCCAGUCAGGCUGGAAAACUGAGAUUGUCUUCACUGUAGUUGCAGUGUCCAUCGUCGCGGCAUGUGUGCUUUUCCUUUCAACAAACAAAGGUGAAAAGUCGUGAGAUUGUUGGCAUGCAUAGUGCUAUACCCUGGUCAAGCGAUGGACCCAAACACUCUACUUCACGCGUCCAGCGUGCUUGGACGAUCUCCAUCUUUGUGGUACUUAUAGGGGCGAAUGUCACCAGAUUAUACACGAUUUCUGAUCUUUGUCUCAUUCCACACAUGCCGUUCACACGCCCUGAGCCAUUCGAAAGCGCCGUCGAAGGCCCUGAGGCUGUCAAAUGCCGCAGGAGCAAGCGCAAACUACCCGAGCAACAGCUGUAUAUCCACCCAUCUCACAGGCAGCGCCGAGCGGCUAGGACAGCCACUGCCGGAGCUACCUGUGAGCAACCCAAAUAUUUCCGAAUAUUCAGUCUCCCUCUUGAGCUUCGGGAGAUGAUAUACAAGCAUCUGGAUGGCAUUAUCCAAUGUCCCCGCCUAUGCAAGAACAGCCGAAACGCGAAUCGCAACAUCUACACCAUGGACCAAGACGACAAAGCGCGCAAGCAGUCUCAUGUGACAUUAUUCUACGCCUUCAGCCUCCCAACGUUCGCGCGAGUCAACAACCAAGCUCGAGAGGAGAUCACAUACCUCUUUCUGCGCUUGAACACUUUCGCUGUCGAGUUCCAAGCCUGCAGCUGGAGAUUCUGGAAGACGUUUGGCAAGUUCCGCUUGGGCCAGUUGGAAGAGCCGUGUGCCUGUACGAAGGCAUACCGGGCGCGCAUUCGUCGCAGCAGCGAGCUGCAGCGCACGAGACCCCACGAACGACUAUGCGAGGAUAUACGGCGGGAGUACGCCCGGAAGCUGCACAGUGACAUGAUCAAUGAGAUUCACUACAGCUACCUGUUCAUUCGUCUUAGUCGUGACGGCCGGAGUCUGAACCUCGCAACCAGCACGAAGCUGGACCAGUUGGAGGUGGACAUGAUCAAUAGAGUCGCGAAUAAUAUCGUGCCAUCAAAAGUGGGAGUAAAGCAGCGCAUUCGACCACAAGACCUUUGGAAGUUCAUCUGCCUCUUUAAGUCCUGGGAUCGGUACCUCAGGGAUGAGUCUGGACCGGCGCAGCGUAACUACCGUGAGCCCUUCCCCCUGAACCCUAGUUAAUGACAAUGAUGAACGCAGAAAGGAGCUAGAAGCACUUGCUUGGUCAGAUCUCGUGGUUGUUUCCGGGGCAGCAGACUUGGGCAAACAGUCUACGUACCUCACAUGUAUUGUAAAAAAUUUAUUUCGAGUCAUACCACAUACGAU
This is a messenger RNA of Pseudovirgaria hyperparasitica, 1443 nucleotides long. RefSeq lists its product as uncharacterized. The coding region runs from base 232 to 1299 and encodes 355 amino acids. Lineage: Eukaryota; Fungi; Ascomycota; Dothideomycetes; Acrospermales; Acrospermaceae. The transcript is spliced from 2 exons. The record is from RefSeq and is a predicted model, not a curated record.